This is a messenger RNA of Rotaria sordida, 1530 nucleotides long. NCBI's taxonomy places the organism in Eukaryota, Metazoa, Rotifera, Eurotatoria, Philodinida, Philodinidae. The record is from the annotation of a GenBank genome assembly.
AUGACGACUGACAAGCAACAACAAGAAGAAGAAUUGCUUAUAUUGAAAUCAAUUUUAGGCGAUGCAAUUACAGAUUUCAGUAAUGAAAAUGAUCAAUUUGAAAUUGACAUUGAAUUUCAAUUGUCGACACCAUUUUAUUUACGUCUUAUCGAUAAUUCUAAUCAAUUAUCAACAUUAAUUCAACAUCUUCCACCAUUAAUUUUAACUGUACAUUUUCAUGAUCAAUAUCCAUCAUCAAUAUAUUCUCCAACAUUUGUUCUAUCAUCAUGUUAUUUAUCUCGUGAAUAUCUUGAAAAUAUGUGUCAAAAAUUAGAUAAAAUAUGGGAACAAAAUAUAAGUGAACCUAUUGUUUAUCAAUGGAUUGAAUGUCUUAAAGAACAAUUUUUAUCAAUUAAUGAACUUUGCCUAUCAAAUAAAGCUAUAAAUAAUGAUAAUGAUAAUGAUGAUCCACGAGCUAUGUCUAGUUAUCAACCUAAUCAAGCUGCAUAUGUCUAUGAACAAUUAAUAGAAUACAAUCGACAAAAAGAAGAUGAAAAAUUUCUUCAUGCAUAUCAUGAAUGUCCUAUUUGUAUGUCGAAUAAUAUACCUGGACGUGAUAUGAUACGGUUAUAUAAAUGUCAUCAUACUUUUUGUCGAAUUUGUCUACAUGAUUAUGCUCAAAUUCAUAUAAAUACAGGUUCAGUGCAAUGGUUGCUUUGUCCUGAUUUACAAUGUCAAUUAGCAUUAUUACCAUCUGAAAUAAAAAUAAUUGUUAAUAAUGAUCAAUUAUAUGAUAAAUAUGAACGAUUAUUAUUACAAAAAACUCUUGAACAAAUGCCAGAUAUUGUUUGGUGUCCAAGAUGUCAACAACCAGUUUUAAUAGAUAGUGAAGAAGAUAAUCUAGCAUUAUGUGCUCAAUGUCGUUUUGCAUUUUGUAAAAAAUGUAAAAAAACUUAUCAUUCUCAAACCUUAUGUGGUCAUGAACUUGAAAUAGCUGAAUUAAGAGAAAAACAUCGUAAAUUACGUCAAAAAAUGCAAUUUCUCAAUUUAAUACCAGAUGAUGCAGAAAAAUUUUUACGCGAAUUUCUUGCUGUUGCAAGAAUCGAAAAUUCAACACGUCUUUGUCCAAAUACAAAGUGUCAAGUACCAAUUGAAAAAAAUCAAGGAUGUGAUCAUAUGUAUUGUACACGUUGUCGUACAGUGUUUAACUGGAGUGAUGCUCAAGAUCAAACAACAGAAACAAAAAUUUUAAUUGAAAAUUAUGAAAAUGAUCUUGAUAAAGUACAACAAGCAUUAGAACAUGAAAGAAACAUUCAAGAUAAUCCACAUGAAUCUAUGUCAUUAAAAGAACCUAUAAUUAGUAAACUCCUUGUAGAACGUACUAAAAAAUGUCCAAACAUAAAAUGUGGAAAGCUCAAUAUUAAAUCUGGCAUUGGUAAUUAUCUUAUUUGUCAACAUUGUAAACGAGGUUUUUGUUUCUCAUGUGGUCGUGCUGUAAUCGAUCCUAAAACUCAUUUUGGAGUUGCAUGCAAAAGACACUCGGUUUUGUAA